Salvia hispanica is the source of this 1539-nucleotide messenger RNA. The record is from RefSeq and is a predicted model, not a curated record. NCBI's taxonomy places the organism in Eukaryota, Viridiplantae, Streptophyta, Magnoliopsida, Lamiales, Lamiaceae.
AUGCUACAGACACAUAUCCACAAAUCCCAGGCUGCUCCAAUUGUUGAGCUGAAAAAUCUAUUGCCAAAAUGGGGGACCCGUUGCAGUCUUCUCAACGAAUAUGCGAAACUCAACAAAGCACGGAAGAUAUUCGAUGAAAUGCCUAAACCAGAUGUGGGGUCGUGGACCUCUCUUCAGAAUCUUUACCUCAAUAUCAAACGACCUAGAAAGUCGCUCACCAUAUUUUCCGAUUUGGUUUUCUCUAAUUUCCCCAAACCCGACUCGCAUUCCGUAGUUGCAGCUCUUUCUACUUGCGCCCGCUGCAAGGAUCUGAGAAAUGGAAGAACCAUUCACGCUAUGGCGUUAAAGUGCCUAGAAUAUCCUAGGCCCAAUGUGCAUAAUGCGUUGAUCGACAUGUAUGGAAAAAAUCAAAGGCUUGAUUUAGCUAACCGAGUUUUCAAUGGACUGGAUUAUAAAGACGUGGCUAUUUGGACCACCUUACUAAACGGAUAUAUUGUAAAUAGUGAUAUGGAUUCAGCUCAAAAGAUUUUUGAUGAAAUGCCGCAGAAAAAUGUCUUCUCUUGGACUGCGAUGAUUGUAGGGCACGUUCGCACCAAGAAUUCUCUCGAGGCAUUGGAGUUGUUCAUGAAGAUGAGACACGAAGAUGUUGGAGAGCAUUAUUGCAAUCCCACUACUUUCACUGUUGUUGCUCUGCUUUCUGCUUGUGCCGAUAUUGGGGCGCUGAAUUUUGGAAGUUCAGUUCAUGGAUAUAUUAACAAACGCCAUGGGUCGCCGGAUGUUACCGUGAAUAAUGGGUUGAUGGACAUGUAUGGAAAAAGUGGGAAUCUUGAUUCAGCUAUAAAGCUGUUUGAUAGCAUGGGGAGGAAAGAUUUGUUUUCAUGGAGCAUUAUGAUAUCUGGUUUGGCACUCAACGGAAGGGGCAAAGACGCCCUCGUUGUUUUCGAUUCAAUGGUCGAAUCAGGGCUGAUUCCAAAUGAAGUUACUUUUCUAUCAGUUUUGUCCGCUUGCAGCCAUGGAGGACUAGUUAGUGAAGGAGAGAGAUUGUUUGAAAGAUUUGUAAAUAGCUACCAAAUUAAGCCGUGGAUUGAGCAUUACGGGUGUAUGGUAGAUCUCUUUGUCCGAGCAGGACGUUUGGAGAAGGCCUUGUGGUUGGUUGAGCGGAUGCCUAUGAAGCCAGACGCUGUGAUCUGGAGAUCCCUUCUGGUUGCUUGUCUCCAACAUGGGAAUUUCGAACUAGCUGAAGUGGCAGGGAAGAAGGUGCUUGAACUGGAUCCCAAUGAUGAUGCUGUUUACGUGCUCCUUUUCAGCAUCUAUCGCUCCAAGAAUAGGUGGGACGAGGCUGUGAGCGCGAUGAAGAUGAUGAGAGAGCAAAGAGUUAAGAAAAUGCCUGGGUGCAGUUGGAUUGAAGUGAAUGGUGGUUUUCAUGAGUUCCUUGCUGAAUCUUCUCAACACUAUGUUAGUGACAACAUAGUGAUUGUUUUGAAUGGCUUGAUUGAGCAUUCAAGAGUAGAUACAAAUCUUUUCUUGCAAGCAUCUUGA